UUAUCUAAUGAGUUGUUGACUUACAGUGGAGACUCAUAACUCGCUUAGUCUUGAUGUCUUUCUCUACAGCUUCUGGGAAGAUGGGUGGUUGGGACAAGAGGAUCCGGCUGGCGGUCUGUACAGUGGGGAUCAUUCUGUCCAUCUAUGCUUACCACGUAGAAACCUCCAAGGAACGCGAUGCGGGGUACAGAGCUAUGUGUGAUAUUAGUGAUUCCAUUAGUUGUUCCAAGGUCUUCACUUCCAGGUGGGGGCGAGGUUUUGGCCUAAUGGAACACCUGUUUGGAAGGUACAGCGUGAUGAAUCAGCCGAAUAGCGUCUUUGGGAUUGUGUUUUACUUGCUACAGAUACUGCUAGGACAGACCGUAAGUUCAGUGUCCUUUGUUACUCUGUUGCUCACUUCUGUGGUGUCCAUUGCUGGUUCUUUGUACCUGGCUUAUAUCCUUUUCUUUGUCCUUCAUGAUUUCUGUGUCAUCUGCGUCUCCACGUAUGUGCUGAAUUUCAUCCUAUUUCUUCUGAAUUGGAAGCGCCUUGCCUACCCUGGCCAAACCCAGAAGGAUCAGGGUGAGAAGCAGAAGAAGAAGAACUGAACUGGACUGAACUUACUGGUUACCUGUACAGAACACUACAUCACUAAUGCUGCUGAUUGUCAUUUGGGUACAAACUGAACUUUCUAGAGUACUAACUGAACUUUCCAGAACACUAAGCCCUUGAAACAACAUGUGCUUUCUGUAUGCACUUUACUACUGAAUGCCAGUCACUUGUUCAUCUCAGGGCCUGAAACAGUGAUUAAAAAAAAAAAAAACUUAGCGGGAAUGAGAAAGUUGAGUAAACUUGUCCUCACUGUGACCAAAAGCCCCCAUUUAAGUUUUAUAUGAUGUUGAAGAGAAUUAAAUUAACGCCUUUAAACUGAGGUGUAGAACAGAGAUAGUCAAUAAAAUAUCUUUUUAUUUUGAAAUGAGCAGCACAUUGGCACAGUGGUCGGCAUUGCUGCCUCAUUGCUCUUGGUUCUAGUUUGAUUCUCAGCUGGGGGUCUUCUUUGUGGAGUCUGUACAUCCUUCCUGGUUCCAUAAGGGUUUUUACCAUGGGUUGUGGUAUUCUCCGACUUGCUAAAGACAUGUUGUAGGUAAACUGACGAUCAUAUAAAUAGUGUAUAGGUUUGCAUAUCAAGUGGCAUGCGGGCAUGCGUGUGUUUGCAUGUGUGUAUGCAUACAUGCGUGCGUGCAUAUGUACAUUCGCUGGUGGAUUUUUUUACCUUGUUUACUAUCAGCUUCUAUGUCUUAUGCCCACUGAGUGUCAGGAUAGCCUCUAGCUCCCCUUACAGCCCUGUUGGAUUACGUGGGUAAUCAGUAAAUUCAGUCUGACUUUACUUGUGAUGAAAUCAUCAAAAAUAUUUUUCUACUUUCUGUACAGAUGAUUUGAAAAUGACAUUGUUUCUGAAGACUGUGCCCCCCCGACAAAAAAAAAAUAGUAAGACAAACCAAGGCCUUUUGUACUAAAAUAAUAACUGGCUCGUCACUGUAUACCACAGUUUUGCUGAAAAUUAGUGUGUUGUGACCCUCAUAUGCUGUAAAGUAGUUUUGUGAGGCAAUGUAUACAGUGUCUAUGCUUCUGCAUGUUCUAGAACCAAGGUGACCCCAGUUCAGUUAUUGUUUGAACCAAAUGCAUUGAUAUAAUUAUAGCUGCUGUGACACACCGUAUUCUAGGCCACACAUUGUUUGCCAUUUAAUUUGACCUUGUUCAAACAGAGUGAAGUAAGUCUGAAGUUAGAGUAGUGGUUGAAGCAUUUACAUUAAGGGGGGAGAGGGACAAUUCCCCUAACUCAAGUGAAGGUUUUAGUUGAUGAUGUCUUGCAGCCAUUAGAGAUCUGCAAGCUGCCUGCAUUACCUUUAUGACAAACUCUGAUGUCACUGUUUUAUUAUCCGUAGGUGCAGGGAGGAUCAGUUUAUAUUCAAUAUAAGUUGCUGCAGCUGGGUUCAAAGUUAAGCCAUUGAUGAGAAUGUCUUGAAUCAACUAAAAAUGUUUGUGUUUAGUAAUUGACGUUUGUAAAGUUCCUUCCCACAGCCUUGAGUGACUUUCUUCAUAAAAAUGGAGGUGGAAGUAGAUGUGAAGUAAAGCAGGGCAGCGCAUGGUAAAGAGGUGUACUGUUUAGUUUGAAAUCUUGAGGUAAUUUCCAGUAUUCUAGCUGCAAAAGGCUUUUGCUGGUUUGGGAGUAUUGGAGAUUGGAAAAAUAACUUUUUCAUAGGAAAAGUAAACUUUUCCUCAACUCAUGGUUCACAUUGACUAAAAUAAAUUUGCGGAAAUGUAAGAACUAAAGAAGUAAACACAAAUUGAAUUUGUAGUAGGGAUAGCUUUAGGUAAGUACCUUGGAAAGAAAAAAAAAGUAUUUGUAGAGUCCAGAAACAUUUCAUUGGAAAUGCCUGCCCUGGAAAUACAAUCAAAAGGUUGUAAUGUGACUGUUGAUGUGCAUUUUGUUUUAGAGAUGGAGUAAUGAAUUUGGCUGCAAAUUGUAUAAAAAUAUUGACCUGAUGGCAUUGGCAAGCUGAGAACCAGCAUAUCAUCCUUUACCUUUAUGUGUCAGGGUGCUGGAAACCAGGGCUGUAAAGGAAUGUGGGUUGUCAUUUGUCAACAUAAAAGGGAAAGGUCAGACUUCCUACAAAGCUUCUUUUUCUUUUGUGGACUAGAGUUAAAAGGAUCACACUGAAAUGAAUUCCAAAAAGAGAAGAGGAGAGGAAAUGUGGAGGAUGACUGGUUUGACCAGAAGUGCUUGACUGGUGUGAUGCCUGACAGUACUUUUUUGGAAGACUGUCCUAGUGACCUGAUAUUUCACUUUUUGGGUUACGAGUCUCUGCAGGUGUCUGACUCAAGGGCAGAUGCUUCUCAGUGGAGGUAAAAAGGUCAAAUUACAAAUUCACACACACACACACACACACACACACACACACACACACACACACACACACACACACACACAAAGCCUUCUGCUCAGGCAUUGUUAGAAUCAGAAGUGUGAAAGGAAAGUACUAGCUUUCAGUUGGGAUUCAAACCCAGGAUCUCCAACAUUCCCUGCAUACAUGUCUGCCACUGGAAUAAUGAGCUUCUGGAAUGACAGGUUCUGAAUUUUUCAUUAAGAGCUUUUUAUUUUUGGCUAAGAAACUCAGCAUGGUGAUUAAGGUCAAAUCACACACACACACACACACACACACACACACACACACACACACACACACACACACACACACACACACACACACACACACUCACACACUCACAAACACACACACACACACACUUAGGGGCAUAAAGGAAAAUGUCUGCUGUCAUUUAGGAUUUGAACCCAAGACCACCAGCAUUACAUGUGACAAACAUGCACACAGCUGCCCGAUAAUAUUUAUUGACUAGGAGUUUUGAAAUUAAUCUUUGUCAAACAUUCCAAACAAGAUGGGCACUAAAGCUGCCUUGUAGAAUGCCAUUGAGCAUUGUAAGCUUAGAGGAAGAUAUAGCAACGAUGAAGCAGGGUGGCCUACUAGAACUAUACAAGAUCAAACAAUUAUGGUAGUUUAGGAUUGGAAUUUAGAAUCUUAACAGUUUUGUGGCUGAACUUAUUCAACAGAUGUUUUAGCAAUAACACACCAAUGGGUGUGAGUAACUAGCAUUACCCACACCCGGUGGUGGGUUAUUGCAGUUAUACAGUGUUACUAUUUAAGAACAAAAUUGCUUACUUUUUUAAGUAAUGUCUUUGUAUAACGGUGCCAUAGCAUUCUUUUAUAUUAUUUUCUGUUCUUCUGCAUUUUCUGAUGUACUUUGCAUGCGUAUGGGAGUUAUGUUCCCACACUUGCACAGUACAUUAGUGCUGUUCAAGAGAAGCAACGGACAAAAGAGAAUCUCUGUUGGUGUUUCUUGGGUCCAGUUCCUGCCAGCCCAGUGUUAAUGUUAGAAACCUGGACAAAAUGCAAUAUAGUGGGGGUGGAACAAAGGUCCAGAAAUAGUCACAGAUUUUUAUUGGUCUUAUAAACUUAGAAAGUUCCUUGAAGUAUAGGAUUUCUGUUGUUGUGCAAUUUCUGAAGGAUAUGAAUGCUAAAUCUCAAAUGUCUGUCAUUAUAUAAUGACUUCAAUCCCUAAUGGCUUGCUAGAAAACUGAUUUUUUUUUAAUGUGGAAAACACCAAAACUACAAGGAAAAAUCUGGACAUUCUGUGAAGAUCCGGACAGUUGAGGGGUACAAAAAUCUGCUGUGAUUUAAGGUGGUGCAGCACAGAAAUACAGGGUAAAUUGGGUACAUUUCUCUUUUUUUUUGCUUUUCAGAAUGUACCUGAUCUUUCUAGUAUUUUGAUCUGCCCUCUGUAGCAUAUUCCAGUAGAAAAGUCUGGCCGCUUAAUGGUACUUCAGCGUCCAGACUUUUUUCUGUUGGUAUAUGCUUGAUUUACAGUGGGCACGCUGGUUGGGCUGUCCAGUCUGUGCACGUUUUUGAAUAACAAUGAUACAUUAUUGUAUAAUUAUUAGUAUUAUUGUAUAAUUAUUAGUAUUAUUUGAAAAAAAUGACCCAAUCUUUCGGUUGUGUUUUCUGAAGUAUACUGGACAUACGCAUUCCAGUCUGUGGAACCCACAUCUGCUUCUGGAUUUUAUAGGAACGGUGUGGCUCAACUCCUCUAAACACUAACAUGUAGUCCUUUACUCUGAGGCUGUAUUUGACCGAGGCAUGGCUUUGAGAAGGGCUUCUGAAAAACAGUGAUGUA
Molecule: messenger RNA, 4731 nt
Organism: Protopterus annectens (West African lungfish)
Lineage: Eukaryota; Metazoa; Chordata; Ceratodontiformes; Protopteridae
Product: vitamin K epoxide reductase complex subunit 1-like protein 1
Exons: 3
Coding region: 54-587 (177 amino acids)
Biological process (GO): vitamin K metabolic process; peptidyl-glutamic acid carboxylation
Molecular function (GO): vitamin-K-epoxide reductase (warfarin-sensitive) activity
Source: RefSeq, a predicted model, not a curated record